Messenger RNA from Maudiozyma saulgeensis, 1014 nucleotides. The record is from the annotation of a GenBank genome assembly. NCBI's taxonomy places the organism in Eukaryota, Fungi, Ascomycota, Saccharomycetes, Saccharomycetales, Saccharomycetaceae.
AUGAUCUUAAACAGGAUAAUAUCAGGAAUUUCUAGGAAUUUCUUCACUGCUAGAAAUGCUCGUAAAUUUACCCGAUAUACUAUUCCAUUACCUCCACGUAAAAUCCAUACAAGGACUGAAGGAUAUAUACGAACUUUCCACACUGGAACUGACAAUACAGGUGUAGUACAAGAAAAAUCGAUGUUAUUGAAACAUCCUAAAUCAAUCAAUAGUACAAUUAACAUUAAGAAACCAAAUCCUCCUAGUGAGGAUAUCACUACAAAUAAUGUAGAGAAUACUGAAAAACCUCCAGAUUUAAUAAAAACAUUAUCUGAACAAUUAAUUGCAGAUACUAAUUCGAAUACUCAUAAACCUACCAUGGCGGAAAAUGAAGUUGAUACAAUGGAUAUAAAUACUCAGUUGUUAGACAAUGGAUUUUCAGAUAUACAAUCACAAGCGAUAAUGAAAGUUAUGAUGAAUAUUUUAAAUGAUGAAUUUUAUUUGAAUUAUAAUGAUAAAUAUUUAAGAGAUUUUGAAAUUGAUAAACAAUUACAUUUAUUUAAUUCAUUACAAAGUGAAAUAAAAUUUAUAAUUGGGAAUUCUAGAGAUUCUCAAUUCAAUUUACAUCAUUUACAAAUAACUAGAUUAAAGAGAGAUUUGAACUCUGAUUUAGAUGAUUUAAACGAAGAAGUAAUAGAUAUAUUGGAGAAGGAUAGAAAACUUGAUUUUAAUAAUCAAAAAGUGGAUAAUACAUUAUUAUAUAGAAGAAUAAACAUGAGUUUAAGAGACUGUAGUAAUAAGAUAUCUAUAAAUAUCUUAGCUGGGAUAAAAUUGGAGAUCGAAAACUUAAGAUGGCACACAACUAGAAGUGGGUUGGUUGCGAUUGCUAUAUUAGUAUUUCUCAUCUUAACAGGUGUCAAUGUUUCCAAUAAAAAAUCUAACAAAGAUAACGAAGUGACCGACCAUGAGUUGAAAGAAGUAGUAUUAAAGACUAUAGACCCAGAAGAUAUCGAUGAGAACACCGAAAAUAUAUAA